Molecule: messenger RNA, 5219 nt
Organism: Maniola jurtina (meadow brown)
Lineage: Eukaryota; Metazoa; Arthropoda; Insecta; Lepidoptera; Nymphalidae
Exons: 18
Coding region: 136-4125 (1329 amino acids)
Molecular function (GO): protein binding
Source: RefSeq, a predicted model, not a curated record
GUUGGCAACCGGAUGUGUCAACAGAAAAAAAUGUCAAACAAGAUGUUUGGGAAUUUUGAAAUUUUCGUUUACUGAAGAAAUAAAAUAUUUAAAAACUGGCCUUUAAACAAAGUAAACUUUCAAUUAACUUACACCAUGAGUUGCACUGGUGAAGAAGAAACCACAAACUUUUAUCGGAGUGCUGAUAACAAUGAUUCUGAGUGUUCAGAGAACUUCCAAAAGUUUAUCACUGAGCUUUUUGAAAAAAAUGGUAUUUUGAACGACUUGCGAGCUUAUUUGCGAGGACAUAUCAUUGAUGUUUUAAAAAGUGCUGAAACAGGUGCGCCACCGGCUUGCCAGAAGCAUUUCACCCAACGUUUGGAAUUGGCCUACCAAGCGUUAAACAUGUUGAUAGCUGAAUAUUUGCUUAGAUUAGAAUUCAGCUAUAGCCUCUCAGUGUUUGUAUCUGAAAUACCACUGGCUAAUAUGGUGUUUGACUUUGCGAGGAAUUUCAGGGAAACAGCAGAUACAAAUAUGUCCGGGCUAAGGUUUCAUGAGAAUGAUGUAUGGUCUGUUUUAAAUUAUUUAGGUAUAAAAUGUGAUUCUGUGCAUGCAUCUAAAAUUGUAGAUUUAUACAAGGGUGGGGAAUCACCGCUAUUAUACUGUAUUCUCAAAUGUAUACCUAUGUACCAUAAGGAGCCAAAUUGUAUGGAAGAUGUUGUUACAUCAGACGAAUGCCUGUCUUCGAGCGUCAAAAGCGCCGAGUCGUAUGACAAACCUGCGAAGCGCAUUCAUAGAGGCGAUGCCAACAAAUGCAAACACUAUGCCUUCUGUAAGAGUUGCCAAACCAGAUUACUACGACUGAAAGAGAAAUAUAAAAACAGAAAAAUGAGGAUGGAAAAGAACGAAAAAAAGUCGAGCAUGAAUUCACUGAACAUUCAAUCACUUAUGAACAGCGUUAGUGUGAUGGAAAAAGGUCUAAUUGACGAGAUGUUCCAGCAAGUACAAUCAGUAUACGAGGCCGAAGUGGCAACGAUAAAGGAAGAGGAAGAGAGAAAGAUCAAAAGAUCGAUAGCUAAUCACGCUUUACAGCUACAAAAAUGCAAGGAGGAGAUGGAGGAAUCAUUCAAAGUUCGACAACAAGAGCUAGAAAGGAGCGUGAAUCAAAAGAAGACGUUCCUUUGGGGGCUAGCACGAGCGCUGCGGGACCAGCACGAACACCUGACGCUGGCUAUGAGAGACGUGCAGUAUGAGACGAAAAGACUCGCGGAAAAGGAAUCCAGUAUAAAAACGCAACUUGGCGAAGCGGAGCAAAUACUCAAAAAGCGUGGCGAAGAAAUGCGAAAGCAAAUAUCUGAAGAACUCCUCAUACUCGAAGGCCAGUUAGAGACCAUGAAGAGAGAGCGAGACAGCAUCAACAAAGAAAGAGAUGAACUAGAAAUCCUCAAAAACACUUACGAAAAAAACAGCAAAAUUAUGAAACAUGACAUUGACGAAACUGUUGACUUAAAAACCCAUUAUAAUACCUUGAAAGACGAAAUGGUUAUACUAAGAAAAUAUAUCGAAUCUACUAAGUUGCAGUCUAAAAGUUUUAUAGAAAGAGGCACAGUGAUGGAUUUGGGUGAUGGGGUGAUGAAUAACAGUGUUGGUGUUAAAGGUGAUGAUGAUGACGAUAGACUGAAGGGGAGUCAGGUGAUUAAUGAUCUGAAGAAACAGAAGAAUGUUAAUUUUAGUCAGUCAAACCUGGACGAAAUCUACCACCAACUGAGUCGUUCGCACAGCAGAUCAAUGACCAGCGGUCGUGAAGACAGCGCCACACAUAUACGGGGUUCGGAUCCCGACUGUGGCACGUGCGACGACCGGCUUAGUGAUGGUUAUAACCGCAUCAGUGAGGCGGUUAAGAGUAACCAUUGUGAUAUUUGUCACACUUGUAACCGCGAUGAGGUGUUGCAACUUCGUGAGGAGAAUGAUAGGUUGAAGAUUUUCGCUAGACAGCAACGGGAGCACAUAGACGCCCUGUCCAGCGAGCGCGAGCGUUUACAGGCCCACGUCGGAACCAACUCCCGGCCGCGCACCGCGCCCUCUGUCAUGGGGAACAGUUAUUUCUCGGCGAACAGAAUGAAUCUGACUACAAGCGUAAAUGCAUUCGGUUGCCGCUUGGGCGCAGGAGAGGAACUGAACGUAUUCCGCAGCAGCGAGCCGCGGGUUCUACUCCCGGGGGAUGCACUUCCUUUCAUUGGCGUUCUGAGGGACCGGAAUAUCGAUACUAGAAGGCAUCUGAUAAGCACCUGGCGGGCUCUACGACGACGCCUGUCUACGCACACCCAUCCGAGACACGGCGCGCCUGAACAACGCAGCGCACAAGAAUCUACUGGCAAUGCUGAAGUAAACGGGAGCACUCGCACAACCCAGCUUUUAAAUGCUAAUAGAACAAAUUGUACAACUCUACAGAAAAAUACUAGGGAGAGGCCUCAACGGAUAAUACAAGCGUUCGAUAAACCAAGGGAGAAAAGUCCGAAAUCAGUUUUGCGGGAGGCUAAGGAAAAGUUAAAAAAUAACAUAACAAAAGAACCAGCGGUGCCGAGAGACAAAAGUCCGAACGCGGUCUUACGUGAAGCCAAAAUGCGGCUCCGAAAACUGGAAAUAGAGGCUGAGGCUGUGGAAAAGUCGUAUUUGGACUUUAGGAAACGACAGACAGAGUUGAGGGAGGAACGACAGAAUCUGGUCUUAGCAGAAAACUCCAUGAUGAAAAGUGUUAGCCAAUUAGAAUUAAAACCAAGUCAUACAUUACACAGAAUAAAAAUAACAGAAAACGUAGCAUCCAAUGACACAUUUGACUACGAAAAGUCAACGGAAAAUCUAAAGAAGGACUUCGACAAAUAUCUGCGCGAGUACCAAAGUAAAUUCGACAUAGGACAAACACAUUUCCAGAACAAGAACUCAGUUGUCCAAAGAAUAAAACCUAUUCCGGCACCGUAUGCCGAAAUUUGUAAAGAUACUGAAGAACCGAAAGAAAAAAACGUUAAUUACCUGGAAAAACCGUUAACAGAAUUUAGGAAAUUAUACCAAACUCAAAAUACAAAGAAGAGAAAAGAAAAAGAUGAUUUUCAUUCCAUUCCAAAUUCACAAAAUAACGGUAAUUCUCAAACCAAAAGUCCUAAUAUUCCUAGCUCGAUAGAAAAACCAGAAAGCGACAAAAGCAGUGAAUUGAAAAUCGAAAAGAAUAAACGAGAAAUCAUCCGAAAAAUAAAAGAUAAGCAAGCUGAAUUGGAAAUUUUAAAGCAAAAUAUUAAUAAAAUUUAUCCCGAAACGAGUAAACCUAAUCAAACAGAUUUAGAUAUUCCUGAAAAUAUAGAAAUGGAAAAUUUAGAAGAUAUAGACGAAAAUGCCGGAAAUAAUAAACAAGCUGAAUUGGAAAUUUUAAAACAAAAUAUUAAUAAAAAUUUCGAAACGAGUACACCUAAUCAAACAGAAUUAGAUAUUUCUAAAAAUAUAAUUGAUAGUGCAGAAAUAGAAAAUUUAGAAGAAACUGCAAUCGUUAAUGAAAACGAACUCACAUUACAAGUUGAACAUGUACGUGAAACUAACAACAUAGGUGUUACUGAAUCAAAACAAGACAUUUUACUAAUUGUCGAAAGUACAGUAGAUAAUAGAGAAAUUGAUUCAUCAGAAAAUGAAAACGAAGAACAUAAAAUUUCUACACAAAUGACUAUUAUUAUGAGUCCCAAAGAAAAUAAUAGUCCAAAAAAAACGGAAUCACCUUCUAGAGAACUUAAUACCAAAACAGAAUAUGAAAACGAGGAACCAAAAAUAUCUACACAAAUUACUGUUAUGGUGAGUCCUAAAGACAAUAACAGUUCAACAGAAUCUAAAAAACUUAAGAAACUUACUAAAUUAACCAAUAAUGAUGCUUUAAACGCGAUUUUUGAUGCUGAUAAUGAUAAAGAAUUAUCUAGUGUCGAUAUGCAUUUGGAAUUGGUCAAAGAACAUUUAGAAUCCGAAAUCGACAAGGAUAGACAAGAAGAAUAUCUGGAUGAUUUUUCUGCAGAUGUAGACAAUUAUUACAACAGCAUGUCCGAAGGCGGUAAAAACUCGCCUAUAUCAUUACCAAAAACUUCGGAAGACGAUAAUUUUUGGGACAGCUAAAUUAUCUGUAAACUGGGCUAUAUAUGUAUACCGUUUAACUGAGACUGCUCGUGAGGUAGAAGUUAGAACGGGGGAUGCAAGAGUGACAGUUGACGAAAAACUCAAUUAAAGGUCAAGUCACACAAAGGAUUCCAUACCAUCAUACAAGAAUUAACACUUUAAUUUUGUGAUGUAACCACAAAUUCAACAUUUUCUGAUUUUAUCCCUUUACUUGUGCUAUAAGAAAUUGCUACCUGCCUACAGGGUUGGUAUGAUUUUAGGUCAACGGGAAGUGCCCUAUUGGUUUUGAUUCUCUUGACGAGUCUUGACAGACGGACAGACAAGGGUUUCUUUUUUCUCAGGGGAUACGGAACCCUAAAAACCAAUGAACUCAGCUUCGCUGUCACUCUCCCGCAAAUCGCACCCUACCUCAUGAGUUUUUUCAGUCAAGCGGUUAUACUUAUAAGGUUGUAAACAAUCUCUGAACUACACUAAAUUGACAGGCAUAAAAAAAUUCUGCUAUACUUUUCAUAAUCUUCCCUAACGAAGAAGACAGCAUUACUUUUAAACCUGUCCAUUUAUUUUAGUCAUAGAUUGUGGUCAGCUCAAUUAUCCGCAGAUGUGUGUGAAAUGAAACGCAAAAAAAGUUAACCAGUCAUAAUUUAUUUAUCUAAUGUCGUGAACAUUAAAAUAUAUAAACAUACAUUUUUGUUUUUGUUAUUUACAUCAAUUUCCUCAUCUAGAUAUAAAAGUACAAACAUUCUUUAAACAUAUUUCUAUGAGAGCAACAUUCCAUAUAACGUUAGGCGAUUUGCGAACUAUAAAGGAGUGUCCACUAGCAAUAAAAUUUGCAGAAAAAAAAUUCAGCAAGAAAUUGCAGCAGCCACUUUCCAAUGAAAAACUUGCAGAGAUUGACUUACUGCAAGUGACAUCUGGAAGUUUUAUUGCUAGUGGAUACAACAUAAUAUUAUGCUUAAGAUCACAUUGGCGACUUCACUCGUUUUGUCACUUUUCGCGAAUAAACUGGUUGCGACGCUGCGAGACUAUACAGGGUGUUUGGUAAUUAUUAUAUAAUGACGACACGUACCCAUGCUACUUUGAUCUGAUAAAUACAA